AAGCAAAUGAAGUCUGAAGCAGUUGCCCAAAAUAACGUCUAGUCUCCAUCGUAGGGCUGCUCCGUGCAGCAUAUGACAGUGCUUAGGUGCGAUAAAUUGUUUAGGUACGUUAACUUAAAUCCUGCUCAAGAUGAGGAACACAGUAAAUUGCGAUCAUGAGUGAAGCUCCAGUAUUGCGGAAGGCUAUUCCACAGGCUCAGUCUACCGCCAGUGGUCACACUCAGAUGACAUCACGGCCACUACACAUCACUGAGCCAACUGCCUCCAAACGUGUGUGCUUUUAUAAAAGUGGUGAUUCUCAGUUCAGCGGUCUGCCUGUGGUUAUCAACAGCCGCACCUUUAAAACCUUUGAGGCUCUCCUGGAUAGCCUAUCUAAACGUGUGCCACUGCCAUUUGGUGUGCGCACUAUUACAACUCCUCGUGGUCAUACGGCGGUUCAGUCUCUUGAUCAGUUACAUCAUGGUCACUCCUACAUUUGCUCUGAUCGUCGAACUGUCAAACCUAUUGACUUGGAACGAGCACGCCGGAAACUGCCUCCCUGGUAUCACGCUCGUCCUGUUAGUGCCCGUUGCUUGGCUUGGUAUACACAUAGCUCUGCUCAACAUGGAACCUUAAGCGCAAGACGGAAUGAGCAUGCCAUCUUGUUGCACACACCAAAGCGGCUAGUACUGUUUCGUAAUGGAGAGCCAGAAGUGAAGCACACCCUGAUGCUGCAGAGAAGAACAACAUACUCAUUUGACGUAUUGUUAGAUCGCAUGUCAGAGGUUAUGCACUUCCCGGUGCUCAGGUUACAUUCACCUGAUGGAAGAAGGGUGGAUGGGCUUCCUGCAUUGAUAUUAUGCUCUGGGGUAUUGGUGGCUGCUGGCCGGGAACCUUUCAAAAAAAUAAACUAUGAUGUUCAGAAGUCAUCUCCACCAAUGUGGCUGCCAGUUAAAAGACUGGGACGGCGACAUCCAAUAGCCAGUAACAACCCAAAUGGCUCUGUGGAAGUAGAGCCUGGACAGCAUCUUGAGUCAGUUGCUGAAACAGAAGUCAUUACCAGUCGGGAUGGUGAGAAAGAGGAUGACACACACAUGCCUUCUGAUGAUGACAUUGAGAAAGCUUUCAGAGUCAAUCAAGAUGGAAAGGUCAGCGAGAGUAACCCUAAUGACAGCAACCAUUUCUGCCCUGAGGAUGGCUGUAAGGUAAAUGAAGAGACUGAGAUAAGUGGAGGUGCUGCAAGCAUGGAGUUAGAGCGACUACCCUCACCACUUUCCCACUUUCCAGGGUUGCACAAGGUACAACACAAACAAGAAUCCACUGAGAGCAUCAAGACAGAGAACUGUGUGGAGAUUCCUGAAGAAAUCAAUGAGUAUGAAGAAAAUGAGAAUAAUUUUAAGGAGGCAAGAGCAAGUACUGUUGCAAAGCCUAUCGGUAGUCUACAAGACCAGGAAAACCACAUCAGUGUAACUAAUCGAGAGGCAUCAAAGAUGAUCAAAACCACAGAAAGUGGAUCAAUGGAUUCAGUCUCAUCAUCAUUAGCAUUCAGUUAUGAUUCCAAAAACAGUGAUUUGGCAAAAGAUUCAGAGGCACACAUUCAGACCAACAGAGUGAAAUCCAUCAGAGACAUGUUUCUUGCCAAGAGCAAUACAGACAUGCGGCAUGGACAGGCACAGCUGAGCAGCCCAAGUUCUGAACUGUCAAAUUACCAACUUGAAUCUUCUCACAGAAAAGAAUACCAAUUAUUAACAUCCUCAGAGGUGUCAAGAGAAGAUAAAAACACAUGCAGGUUGUCUAUUGCAAAGGGUUAUGUAAAAAGAACAAUUGAGCAGCUUUAUGGAAAAGGCUCUAAAGGAUGUAGUUCCGAUGAGAAGAGAUCUCCUUCAACUGACAAAGUCGAGAAGAGAGAAGGUCUUAGAGGUACAACUGCCUCAAGUCUACCCUCCCUCCAUGAAGUUCACACAAAUGCCGUUCCAGAUUUGUCAUACUUUAAUGCCACAAGCUCAGUAGAUACUUUAAAUGAGCCAAUGAACUGUGUCACUCUGAAUGCCAGGGUGGGACCCAAGGAUGCGGUCUUAAUUGAUAAGGCUCGCUGGUUACUUAGGGAAAAUCAAAUGAGUCUGAAAUCUUGUUCGGAGAAUGUAGACACAUCCAAGAAUAUAGAAGACAAGGAUGUGUUGGCUGAGUCAGAGCAAGAAUCUAACAAGAAGAAGAGUGCCCAGGGAGGAUAA
This is a messenger RNA of Sinocyclocheilus rhinocerous, 2210 nucleotides long. Its product is annotated as oxygen-regulated protein 1-like. The coding region runs from base 156 to 2210 and encodes 684 amino acids. The record is from RefSeq and is a predicted model, not a curated record. Gene Ontology annotation, cellular component: axoneme. Gene Ontology annotation, biological process: retina development in camera-type eye; axoneme assembly; photoreceptor cell development. The transcript has 7 exons. NCBI's taxonomy places the organism in Eukaryota, Metazoa, Chordata, Actinopteri, Cypriniformes, Cyprinidae.